AUGGUUGGAACCCACCCUGGGUUCCCACCAUGUUGCCGGGCACCUGCCAGACAUGGAUCUGCCACAAACUGCGACUCGAGAACCCCCAUUCUUAAGUCCCCGCACACAACCCAAGUCCCCACGCACAACCCAAGACUCCGCGCACAACCCAAGUCUCCGCGCACAACCCAAGUCUCCGCGCACAACCCAAGUCCCCGCGCACAACCCAAGUCCCCGCGCACAACCCAAGUCCCCGCGCACAACCCAAGUCCCAGCACACAACCCAAGUCCCAGCACACAACCCAAGUCCCUGUCCCCGCACAACCCAAGUCCCCGCACAACCCAAGUCCCCGCUCAACCCAAGUCCCCGCUCAACCCAAGUCCCCGCUCAACCCAAGUCCCCGCUCCACCCAAGUCCCCGCUCAACCCAAGUCCCCGCUCAACCCAAGUCCCCGCUCAGCCCAAGUAACCCGCUCAACGCAAGGCCCCGCUAAACCCAAGUCCCAAUACCAGGCCUCCAAAUCCAGGCCAAAAUCCAAUACAAAUCUCCAAAACCAAACCAAGUCCCGAGACCAGGUCUCCAAAACCAAACCAAGUCCCGAGACCAGGUCUCCAAAACCAAACCAAGUCCCGAGACCAGGUCUCCAAAACCAAGUCCCGAGACCAGGUCUCCAAAACCAAGUCCCGAGACCAGGUCUCCAAAACCAAGUCCCGAACCAAGUCCCGAGACCAGGUCUCCAAAACCAAACCAAGUCCCGAGACCAGGUCUCCAAAACCAAGUCCCGAGACCAGGUCUCCAAAACCAAGUCCCGAGACCAGGUCUCCAAAACCAAGUCCCGAGACCAGGUCUCCAAAACCAACCAGGUCUCGGGACUUGGUUGUAGCUCGAGUAGCUGA
Messenger RNA from Hyalella azteca, 876 nucleotides. RefSeq names its product pollen-specific leucine-rich repeat extensin-like protein 1. The transcript is spliced from 2 exons. Bases 1 to 876 code for a protein of 291 amino acids. NCBI's taxonomy places the organism in Eukaryota, Metazoa, Arthropoda, Malacostraca, Amphipoda, Hyalellidae. The record is from RefSeq and is a predicted model, not a curated record.